Rotaria socialis is the source of this 327-nucleotide messenger RNA. NCBI's taxonomy places the organism in Eukaryota, Metazoa, Rotifera, Eurotatoria, Philodinida, Philodinidae. The record is from the annotation of a GenBank genome assembly.
AUGCCUCAUUUACAAACAUUACGCCUUUGGCGAUAUGAUGAUUAUCCAUGGACAUCGAAUCGACCACAUUAUAGCAUAUAUCGUUAUGAAGUUUUACUUCUAGCUUGGCUCAAGUCUCUACAAACACCCGAGUCUGUUGCUCAACAUGUGACUAUAUUUGAGCAAGAUCUUUCUCAAUUGGUCAAAAACUUGAAAGAAUUUACUUUUCUUGAUAUUUUUGGUAAAAUUUAUUACAAAAAAGUUGAACCUUAUCGUUUAAUGGCUCAAGCUCUCUUUCCUCAUAGUCGAGUAGAUGUUGAAAUAUCAAGAUUUCGUUUGUGGCUUUAA